AUGAAUUAUAUUAUAAACUUAAUUGUUAGUUUGAUAUUCAUUUGGAUUACUUAUUUGGUUUAUUCAAUAAAGUAGUUUAAACAUGAUUAGAUAUCAGAUUGGAUCUUAAUUUUUGCUAGAAGGUUGCUUUUUUAUUCAUCAAUCCUGAUAAUCUUUCCUUUAUUAAUUCCAAAUGGAUUAGAAUAUCAGCAUAAUUUAUUUUUAAAAGAUCACAAAUAUUUGAGAGUAAUUCAAUUGAUAGAUUAAUUAUCUAUUUCUGAAAGAGAAACCCUUACUGCUUAUAUAAAUCAAGAAUUUUCUAUGAAAUAUAAAAUAAUGUUGUUAGUUCCUAUAGUUUUAUUGCUCAAAGAAAUAUAUCUACUUGUAUAAAUCAAUUAAAAAGAGUCAUAAGGAAAGGAAGCCAAUAAUAAUUUGGCUAUUUCACAUGAAUAUCCAACUCAUCCUAUUAUUUUUCAACCUAAAAAUGUUUCAGAAUAUGUGAUUGAUAAAAAUGAAGAAAUUUUGAGAAUUGAAAGUUAUAUACAGAAUAAUAUAGAAAAAAUGAAAUCUAUAGAUGAAGUUAAGAGUAGCUAUUUAAAUAAUUAAUCAGAUCUUUUAAAUAAAUUAUAAUUUGUAUCAUAAUCUAUUAAUUUAGACAAUCGAUAGUAAAAAGCCUGAAAAAAUAUUGUAUUCAUAGUAUAGCAAUAAAUAAUUAGCUAAUGCUAGACAUUUAGGGAAAAUUGAAGAAUCUGAAUUAAAAUCACCAAAUUUCAAAACAAUACAUUCUUAAGCCUUGAUUGAAAAUUCAUUUGCUUUUGAUAAUUAAAGCAAAUUAGAUACUCAAAUUUAAAGAAGAAUAAAAUUAAUAAUUAGUGAAUUAAUUAUUAUACAAAUAAUAUUUGGAUAUACUGUAGGUGUUUAAGAAAAACCAAUAAUAUCAUGUUUGUUUAUUAUGCUAUCUUAAUGUAUAAUUAUUGAUUUAUUUGAUGAAUUAAUGUUAUUUAGUAAUUAUCAUUUAAUAUUUUAAGUUAGAAAAACAAUAAUGGGAACAUGUUUACUUAUAUUUUACUUAAUAUUUGUAAUUUCAAUGUUUUUAGGAAUGUAUUAUAAUUAAUAUCUUAUUCAGAUAUGUUAUUGUAUUAUUAUAGCAUAUUGUAUAAAGCCCUUUAUGAACUUUUAUGGCCAUUAAACAAUAAAACAAACCUUGAUGUUCUCUGGGAUUUCUCUGUUAUUAUUGAUUGUUAUUAAAUUGUUAUUAUUAAUUUAUUGA
This is a messenger RNA of Paramecium primaurelia, 1249 nucleotides long. The record is from the annotation of a GenBank genome assembly. NCBI's taxonomy places the organism in Eukaryota, Ciliophora, Oligohymenophorea, Peniculida, Parameciidae.